AUGCUGGUUUUCGUCAAGUUGGCUGGCGGUAAGACAACCGCUGUACAAACGGCCGCCGACGACACCGUGGCGAGCGUCAGGGCGAAGGCAGGUCUAGGUGAGAAUGAUCUCCUCUUCUACGGCGGUGAGUGCCUGUGCGACGGUGCAUUGCUGUGCGACUACGCGCUGAAGCGGGAGAGCACCAUCCAGGCGAUGCUCCCGGUUGAGGGUGGUAAGGGCAAGAAAAAGAAGAAGAAGGUUUUCACGAAGCCGAAGAAACCCAUUCACCGUCACAAACUCGAGAAGAUGCGUGCGUUGAAGUACUUCAAAGUCACGGAGAACGACGACGGCUCAUUCAAGGUGGAACGCACGCGUGACGAGUGUCCGAACCCGAACUGUGGCGCUGGCGUCUUCAUGGCGCAGCACAAGGGACGAAAGUACUGUGGUAAGUGUCACCUGACGUACACCAUGAAGUAA
Molecule: messenger RNA, 456 nt
Organism: Trypanosoma brucei brucei TREU927
Lineage: Eukaryota; Euglenozoa; Kinetoplastea; Trypanosomatida; Trypanosomatidae
Product: ubiquitin/ribosomal protein S27a, putative
Exons: 1
Coding region: 1-456 (151 amino acids)
Biological process (GO): translation
Cellular component (GO): ribosome
Molecular function (GO): structural constituent of ribosome
Source: RefSeq, a predicted model, not a curated record